AUGUUGCCGUCAUUAGCAAAAGAAGUUAUAAGCUGCAGGAUCUGGCACGAGCGCUUCGCCGGCUCGCCAGCGUGCGUUAUUUACGAGAGGGAGGCAGCGCCCGAGCCUGAGAUAGCGCCUUCCCCGGAAGAGUCCCGCGAUACCCGGCUCUUCCCAACACCAGCCCACUACAAGCCCCUACAGCCUACAACACACACCAACUCACUCAUACAGAUUGCUGCCCUGCACUCACUGACUAAAUGA
Messenger RNA from Danaus chrysippus (African queen), 243 nucleotides. Lineage: Eukaryota; Metazoa; Arthropoda; Insecta; Lepidoptera; Nymphalidae. The record is from the annotation of a GenBank genome assembly.